UGAGAUCUUUACAAGCAUGUGUCCGUCUGUCUACGGGUCUGUCGGUCGGUCGGUUGGUUGUUGGGUCAGUCUCUGUGCGUGAGGUUUGUGGUAGGACGUCUCCCUCCUCUGUUUAGUAGGCAAUAUCAUUGGGCAAUUUUUUCACACGUUUGUACGUUGCCAUCCAUAAUUUGAAGUUUUUCUUCUUUGGAUGGAUGAAUUUGACGCAGAUUUGAAAUCGGGUCAAAUGUGUUGUAAAAUUCUAUCGGGAAAACUCGACUGAUUAAUUGAGCAGAGCAUGAUGAUAUUUGAAUAAUUAUUGUAAUGCCUGCUUGCCUGGGUGAAUACCGUGAUAGUGAUAAUAAUAAUAAUAACAAUAAUCACCAUAAUAAUGCCAACAACAAAAACAAACAGAAUAAUGAUAAACGCUAUAUAAAGUUCGACUAAUCGGUUCAACAUGGUAUUAUACCUUUCAAGAGUUGAACAUUAUUAAAGUUUUUUCCUCGUUUUACUCAUAGUUAACGUGAGGUCUGGUUCUUUCACGAUACUGCAGCCGCUAUAUAGUCUUACGCGUUGACGCAUAUCCUUCUUUUAUUCAACACAUCGAAUAUAGAAAUUUUCAUCUUGCUCAAGUUUCAUUGUCAGUGUCCAGCUGACCGCGUUCAAGCUAGGAGAUUUAUUUUUACUCAGUGAAUAAUGAUGCAUGAAAAAAUAAACAACGUGAACUGCAGCAGCGUCGUGGACAUGUGGGGUAGAAAAUCGGUGAUACUGAUCAUCUGCAGCUUUCUCCUAACAUUAUGUUGCGAGGGGAUCUCCGCCCAAGACAAACUAAGAUUAUGCGUAGUAGGAGGGUUGCGCGGUAGUAAGGUACAAAAAAAUUGCCCAAAAUUAGAUCAACCCGAAAGUAGAGUAAAAUGUGUGAUGGGAAAUGAUAGGUUUGAUUGUCUACGAAAAGUCGCCGAAGAAAGUAGCGACUUAACUGUUUUGGGACCGGAAGAUUUAGUCGCCGCUGCAGCAUGGACCGAAUUCAAGGUCUUAGUCACAAAUGAAUUGAGAUUAUUCCCUGAUGAGAAAAGCCAAUAUCAAGUAACAGCCUUAAUGCGAAACAGUGCUGGAAUACAAAGCUUGUCGGAUGUGAAAGGGAAAAGACUUUGUCAUCCCGGUUACGAAUCCACAAACGAUUGGACACCAGCGUUAGCUACUUAUUUUGAAAAUAUUCUUAUUGAAAAAGAAUGUGAUCCCAACAAGACUUUAAUCGAAAAUCAAGUCGCGGCAGCAUCUAAAUAUUUUGAAGCGGCUUGUAUGGCUGGUCCUUGGACGACAGAUACAAAGCUGGAUAGUAGAUUAAAGUCGCAGUACAGGAACCUUUGCGCUCUUUGCGAUAAUCCGGCUGGAUGUUAUUCAAAUGACAAAUAUCAUGGACCAGAAGGUGCGGUACUCUGCCUCACUGAUAAUGCUGGUGAUAUUGCUUGGGUCCGAGUGGCAAUGGCACAGGAACAUUUCAGAUCUCAAGGGAUAAAUAAAGAAGAGUACAGCUACUUAUGUCCCGAUGGAUCGACACGAUCUAUGCCAACAGAAGAGCCAUGUGUUUGGGUGUCAAAACCUUGGCCUGUCGUUGUUGCAAAUAGGAAGAAAAAUGAGGCAGUUUCAGUUCUUAUGAGUUCCCUGGAUACUCAGAAUGUACCAUGGCAUGGUGCUUUAGUGAGACUUCUGGAAAACUAUCAUUUGACAGCUAUUAAUCCUGACAAUUUGGGAACACCAGAUGACUAUUUGCAACGAGUACCUGGGUUUCUGAGUGCUAAUAGUCGUGCGCCUUGUAAGCCAUCGCGAACAAUUCAGUGGUGUGUAUCAUCAAAUGUGGAACAACGAAAAUGUUUGUGGCUCCAUCAAGCUUUGUUUGUUUACGGGGUUGAGCCAAGGGUGGCUUGCACACCAAAAACUAACAGAAUUAAAUGCCUGGAUGCAGUUAGAGAACAACAGGCGGAUUUGUUCGUUAUAACACCAGAUGAAGAAGUAAUAGCUAGGCAAAAAGGACUGAAACGCGUGGUACAUGUAUUUACGAAUAAAAAAGAAGAUAUUAACAAAAUAGCAGCAGUGGUAAAAAAAAAUUCAAACAUCAAAAAUCUGCAACAGCUUAGAGGAAAAAAGGCUUGUUUCACUGGAUAUCGUAGUAUUGGGUGGAACGCGUUUGUAUCAAUAAUGCGAAAUAUUUCUGGCACUGACUGGGAGCUCUCUGAUGCAAGAGCAGUGUCCAACUUUUUUGAAGAAAGCUGUGUAUUGGGAUUGACUAAGGAUAAUGACACUAUGCCAGCAAAUCUGUAUUCUCUAUGCACAGACGCUGGUAGAUACGGAGAUGAAACAAGUGCCUUCAGGUGUCUGGCUGAGGGAGGUGGAGAUGUAGCAUUUAUCAGUUUAGAUACCAUAAAAAAAAAUACUGGAUCCCAAAAUCAAAGAGUUUGGGCUCAUGGCUUAACAGAGGAUGCAUUUAAACCACUCUGUUUCAACGAUUCAAAUCUAGAUACCUGUUUUCUCACAUGGACAACACUUGGUUCGGUAAUGGUGCAUGAAAACAUCUCUAUGGUGAGGUUUGAGGAAAUAUAUUCCACAUUACUUGAAAUGGAUCAACUGUUUGGCCAGACUUAUAAAGGAACAACACCAGCUUUUUUGUUGUAUGGAAGUUAUGAUGAAAAUCACAGUAUUAUCUUUCCAGAACAGACUCAACAUCUGCAAGGUGAUAUUAGUCAUAUCAGGCUAGGACGAAAUUAUGAAACCAUUGUAAAUGAUCUGAUUAAAAAUCCACCGCAUAAUGGUGCCAGAGGGUCGAUUUCUACCUCUUGCCAAUUAUUUAUAAUGUGUAUUACUGUAAGUAUCAUGAGUCGAUUUAUGAACUUGCUAUGAUACAAUGCAUUACUUUAUACUCCACGUAUGUCUGCACUGUUACAAAGAUAGAUGUCGAAAAAAAAAACAAAAAAAUGGACAAAAAAAUCAAUAAAGAUCAUAGUGAUCAUUUACCUUAA
Messenger RNA from Athalia rosae (coleseed sawfly), 2996 nucleotides. Its product is annotated as transferrin-like. Lineage: Eukaryota; Metazoa; Arthropoda; Insecta; Hymenoptera; Athaliidae. The record is from RefSeq and is a predicted model, not a curated record. Gene Ontology annotation, biological process: iron ion transport. Bases 676 to 2877 code for a protein of 733 amino acids. The transcript has 15 exons. Gene Ontology annotation, cellular component: early endosome; plasma membrane; recycling endosome.